AUGGAACGCGAAACGUUGAGGCUCCAAGCGGAGAAGGCGCGCCAUUCCAAUGCCAGAAAACCGGUGGUAAAUUCUUCGUCGGUCAGUCGUCGCUGCGCCAAGCCGAUUUUCGGGCCGCCGAUUAAAUUGAACAAGGGAGUGGUGUUGAUCUUCGCGCACUAUCUGGCAUCAGAGAAGAGUACGCCGUUCGACCAGUUCCUCGGCUCGGUGUUGCUGUGA
This is a messenger RNA of Soboliphyme baturini, 219 nucleotides long. The record is from the annotation of a GenBank genome assembly. NCBI's taxonomy places the organism in Eukaryota, Metazoa, Nematoda, Enoplea, Dioctophymatida, Soboliphymatidae.